CGCGACCCUCGUACCGGAGUCGCCCCCUUGCCGCCGCCGUCCUGCCGCCCAGAGAGCACCAUGGCCAGCGCCACGCCCAGCGUCGACAAGAGCGAGUCCGUGGCUGUCGCUGCGUCCUUGUCCGAGUCUCCAUCCCCCUCUGUGAAGGGCGCUAAGGCUAAGAAGAGUAAGACCAGCAAGGACAAGGCGGCUGUUGCGGCCGUUGUGGCAACUCAAGCCUCGAUGGACGAGGCCGACACCUUGGGCAACUUAAGCCUGGACCACCCGUACCUGAGCGUGCUGUACAAGCGGCUGCGCUCGCACCGCAAGAAGCUCGAGAAGAUCAAGGGCCUGGAGGCGGCGCAGGCCGCGGGCGACAAGCGCCUCAACGCGCAGCAGCUGGAGCUCAUGGGCAGCAAGGCGACGCUGGAGAAGCUCGUGGCGGAGCUCGAUUUGCUGCGCGAGCAGUUCGUGGGCGUGUUCACGCAGGAGCUGGAGCAGAAGAAGCAGCAGGAGGAGGCGAAGAAGGAGAAGGAGAUUGCGGCGUCUGGAGAGGAGACUGAGGCUGCGGAGCAGGUGCAGGAGACAGAGCAGGAGGAGCAGGUUGCAGAGCAGCAAGAAGCAGCUCCAGAGGAGGCCCAGGAGCUUCAGGAGGCCGUGGAGAAGACGGAGCAGCAAGAGAAGAAGAGCUUUGCUGACGUGUACGAGCUGCUGAAGACGCUGCACGUGGUGAAUCUGCACCAGGCGCUGGGUAAGGAGGUCCCCAUGGUGCUGGACUUCUUCUCCAAGGUGCUGCUGGGCAACACGCGCCCGCCCGCUGAGCUGUCGUACGAGGAGAACCUGAUGGAUUCGCUGGAGGAGGCCAAGAAGUAUCUGACGGACAGCGACAAGGUGUUCGCGUGCGAUACGACGUACAGCGGCCUGCUGGUCGUGGUCGCAGAAGUGUCGGAUGUCCCGGUCGUGCCCGCCGAGAUCAACACCAUGCCGGAGAUCAGCUUCUUUACUGAGUCGCAGUUGGAGUCGGUGCAGGGUGAAGAGGCCGCUGAUGAGGUGGAGCAGAGCGAGGAAGUUGCCGAAUCUGUUCCUGCCCCUCCGCUCUCGUUUGCCGCAGUUACUGCGGGUCUGACGAGCGAGCGCACGCCGUCUCCCCCACGGGGCAAGAACACCCAACGUCGUCGAGGGCAGGGCCGGCGCUGGAAGGAGAAGGGGGAGAAGGGUAGUAAUAGUAACAGUGGCAACAAGUCCGCGGACGGGUCUCCGACGAACGGAUCCAAGCCGCGCCGUCCUCGCGCCCCGCGUGCAAGUGACGAGAACAGCGGCGCGCAGGGCGUCAAGAAUAACAAGUCCAAGGAAAACAGGCGCCCACGCGUUGAGCGCGGCUUGCGGAAGCAGAACAACAAUUCGCAGCAGCAUGAGGCUCCGAUGAUCGCUCCCCACGCAUGA
This is a messenger RNA of Phytophthora sojae, 1422 nucleotides long. RefSeq lists its product as hypothetical. Lineage: Eukaryota; Oomycota; Peronosporomycetes; Peronosporales; Peronosporaceae. The record is from RefSeq and is a predicted model, not a curated record. Bases 61 to 1422 code for a protein of 453 amino acids. The transcript has 4 exons.